UCAGAUUUUAGUACAGCAGUCGCAGUGAUCAGCAAACAGAAAAAGUGAAAAAUUCACGCAUUUGGCUUCAUUUUACAAUUUCAACAAUCAUUUUCGUAAUUUUCUGUGUUCUAAUUAACUUUGAAAGACCGGAAAAAGUGUGAAAAAGCUCGCGCUCGAAAUAGGAUAAAAUAAUAGAAGAAUUAAACAAUUUUCCGGUAAGAUAAACAGUGAAAACACUGACGGACAAAAUGGUUGCCCCGAAAAUGGUUCCAAACAAGCGUCGAGGAGGAUUCAAUAAUGGUAUGCCCGGUCGACCCCGGUUCAAACCGGGAGGGCCGAAACCCUUGAACGCCCGGAAUAUUGGCGCAAUGUUCAAUGCUAAUCAGCUCGGUGACAACCCCGGUUUCGUGGAUUUCAACGACGAUGUUCAGGUUCCUUCAGCUUCGACUACCAGCGGAACUACUGCUGCGGCUAAUGCGACAUCCGGUACGAAUAAUGGGGCAACCAAAGGUCCUGCUCGAAAGGGAAAUCCAAACCAGAAGCGAAUGAAUAUGAAAAAUGGAGGCAUGCGACGAAUGCCGCAGGGCAUGGGAGGCCAUUGGGGUCCACCGAUGCCCCCUAUGCCUCCCAUGUUUCCGAUGGGUGGAGGUCGCCGGAACGGUCCCCUUCCGCCACCGCCUCCACACUUUCGCGUGCCUCCUAUGGGAAUGCGAGGCAUGCGUGGGGGCCCAAUGAUGCCGCCGCCUCCUCCAAAUGGCCGCUUCGGAGGUCCACCAAUGGGACCGGGUCCUAUGUCCAUGAUGCCACGGCCAAUGCCUCCGAUGCCACCCAUGCGAGGUCCAAUGUUGAAUCCUAUGGGACGCAUGAUGCCACCGCCGAUGCGUGGUCGUCCAGAUGGUCCUCCGAUGCGACGCAACCCGAACGGAAAGCUACCUCCAGGAAGAAUGGGUAAAGGCCCCAAGGGAGCAGUGCCGAGAGUGGCUCCCACAAAUGGUAAGAUCGCGAAAACGAUAGGCAAAAAGAUUAAACCCAAAGUGGCUGCCAAGCCGAAGGAGGACUAUCCACUGGACAAACCGUGGGUAACGGAAGAAAUCAAAGCCGAACAUCAGAAGAAGGUAGAUCUGGCCGAGCGAUUGAAAGGCAAUAAAGACGAUGUGCUGUUUGCUCAGUUUAAGGAACAGCGAGACAAGUUCGUCAAGAUGUACGACGCAGCCCGAUUGGAGUUUAUCGGCAAGCAUCCGGAACAGGACGUUGAAAAAAUCCUUACCGAAACAGGUGCGGCGAGCAAAGCCAAAGCCAAUAACGAAAGUCAAAAUUCCAAUGAUGCAGUUUCUACUGAUACCCCUGCCGCUACCAAAUCUUCUACCACUACUUCUGCUACUGCUAGCUCUGCUGCCGACGCGGCCAAGUCUGCGGCUUCCUCUGCUUAAUAAGAUUCUCAUUUUUAACACUUUUAAGAACUCAGUCAGGAGCAAAUCGGUCCAGAAUGCAUGUAACGGACCGGCGGAGGAAGUAUUUUGUUCGGACAUUGAGAAAUAGAGUUUUUACGAUGGGGAUUUUCGACGAUUCAAACAGCCUAAUAAUGACUUAGAUUACGAAAUGCGCAGUUUAUCCUAUGCUUGUUUUAUGUUAGCGUACUUGAGCGAUCCGUUUCUUAACGAUUUUAACUUAGAAAAAGUUUGCUAACAAAUAAUGGACGACAUUUGGUCGGUUUUUAAUCGCUGUAUUAUGAACAAAAACGGAUCGACCUAUUAGAAUACAGUUUGACGAAAAUCAGUUCAUAAAUUUAGUUACAAAGCGCAAAUUUUAGCAUUCGUAAAAUAAUUAUUACUUGUUCGACAAAACAUUACUGUAGCGUUUAAGACAGACAUCUUGUCUGAUUAUAACAAAGGAGUGAAGCCACUUAUAAAAUUAAUUAAAUGUAUUGUUUGUUAUUUAUUAAAAGCUUUUCCAAAACGAACCCCAUCUAAAUCGGCAAAUUCUAUUUGUUUCCUCCACAUUUAGAUUUUUUUUGCAUAUUUCUACAAGAGAUUCUCAUAUUUGAAGCUUCACUCCGCGUAACACAGUGUUAUAAAAUGCAAAAAUAAAUAGUAAUGUAUGUUUUAACGACAAACGAAGAAUUAGUAAUGCAUAUGUAGUGGUAAAAAUAAAACUUUUAAAAGUAGAAUACAUUUUGAGGAAUCAUCAUAUAACCAGAACCACAUCAACGGUUCACAUUAUAUUGCAAAGCAAAGAACGAAAAUGAAACUAUAUUAAACUGAUUCACUAAUUGUAAGCAAGUAAUAGAAGUAGUUCUUUCUGUGAAAUGAAAUAUGUGCUGAUAUUAUCGUCCCUUGGAAGUAAGAAGAAUAAUUAUAACUAAAAUAGAAACGCUAUGUUGGUUUUUUUGUUGUCUACCUCUGAAGAGAUCAGUUCUCCCAUGUAACACUUCAAUCAUAUUCUAAACGUGGAUCACAGAUCGAUGAAAGAGCAAGUAUUUUUCCUAAUAUUGAUGAAUCAAAAUCAUACUUGUUUUCUUUGCUAUAAUUUCCAAAAUAGGCAGUAAAAAUACAAUUCUUAUGAAAGUGAACAUAGGCAACGACAUAGCUACAUAGUAUGUAAUGUAAUAUGAUUACUUAUUGCGUCCCAACAUUAAGCGGAUUUUAUCAGCUUCGAUUUUAUUCUUUAUUUUCCUGCGAAAAUAGUACAUCAGAGAAACUAAUACCCUCUUUGUUUUGAUGUUUCUUUAUCUGUGGAAAAGGUGGCUUUUUGAUCCCAUCUUGUUAGUUUCAUCUGAUGAGCUGUUUUCCUCAACAUCGAAAAAAAAUGGACAACAUUAAUUUCUGUUUCACGUGAUGGUUAUUUGAUUGAGAUUCCUAUUGUUUUAUAUGUUGUAUAAAAAUCCCUCGCUAAAUUAAAGAAAUCAGCACAAAUAUCCACGAUAAAUAUUGUCAUUCGGUACAAUGCGAUUGGAGUAAAAUUUUCUGAAACACUUGAAUGGAAUAUGAUUCCUAGGAAUAUUCAGUUGUUUCAAAAAGUUUUCCUCCGGCAAGCAAUAUCUCUAACUGUAUAACCGACAAAUAAGUACCUAUGCAAUCUGAACGGAGCGGCUUGAUCUCCUCUGAUUUUUAUCUUAGUCACAUCGAUGUAAUCGUCGUCGUCGAGAAGAUGGAAUUUUGAAGGCAGCGGUAGUUAUCAGUAAAAACUUUUUAUGCAUCAUCGAGACAACGGGGGCAAAUCGUGUCUCGAAUCCGAAUCAAACUGACAUCAGCAGAGUCUGCUGCUACUAUAAUCCCCUUUGAUUGUGUAUAGAAUUAGAGUGUUAUUCAAUAUAACAAGAGCAUUAUAUGAGGUAAAUGAGAAUUACUUUUGAAUGGUACUGCAGGCUGUUUAAACGAAUAAUAUAUUGGGCAACUCCGUAUACUGCCUGCAAUCGCAUGUCAGUCACAUUUUUGUUGGAUUUUCUAUUCAUAUGGAACAAAUAUGUGAUUUUGGAUAGUAUAGUACUGCCGAAGUUUAAUGUUUAGUCCCAUAAAUGUUUUCAAUAUGUUGAAAUCAUAGACGGCUUAGAAUCAUAUUUUCCGCGAAGAAUUAAAAAUUACAAUCGGAAGCAACAGGGUAAACAAAAGAAAAAAGAUUUUUUGUCAUAUCAUAUUUUUAUAAUUUUUUCGUUAAACAAUGCAUAACAAAAAAUAUUAAAAAUUUACACAGUUUGUGAUCUAGUUUAUAUUUUGCCCAAAACUUUAUUCGCUAUGUUGGAGAAUAAUGGAUUUAUUAAAUUUUUAUAUCGUUUCGCGUUUCUUCGGAUCAAUGUCUUAUUGUUCCAUCGCUUAUUACUUGAAAGUAAAUUUAAAAUACUAUUAUGCUGAAAAUGUUUAUGGGAAUAACAGGCGAGCAUCGGUAUCAUGCCGAUCAUGGCAUACUUGCUACAUUUUU
Armigeres subalbatus is the source of this 3897-nucleotide messenger RNA. RefSeq names its product DNA-binding protein K10-like. The transcript is spliced from 2 exons. Lineage: Eukaryota; Metazoa; Arthropoda; Insecta; Diptera; Culicidae. The coding region runs from base 231 to 1412 and encodes 393 amino acids. The record is from RefSeq and is a predicted model, not a curated record.